AUGGCCUCCCAGGAACCCCGUUAUGUGGCAGUUGCCCAGCGCAAGCAAGCUGAGCUUGCUGCAGCUAUCCCUGCCGAAUGGCAACUACCCGCACAUGUUAUCCCUGGCGGGAUGCUAUCAAUUUCCGACUCGAUCACCGUUGGCCCAAAACAUUACCAACGAGUCGGAGUAAUGGAUAUUCCACGAACAUGUGGUAUACUUACACCCAAGGAAUUGGAUAUAACAGAGAAAUACGAUGUGCGCGGCCUGGUAGCGGAAAUGACAGAGGGUCGAUUGAAGGCCCAGGAUGUGGUGCGAGGGUUUUGCAAGAGAGCAGCCAUAGCUCAUCAAGUCACCCGCUGUCUAACCGAACCCCUUUUCGACCGCGCCUUGCAACGAGCCCAGGAGCUAGACGAUCACUUCCAACGCACGGGCGUCCCGUUCGGCCCCUUGCAUGGGCUCCCAGUGUCAGUGAAGGAUACAUUCAAUAUAAAAGGCGUGGACUCGAGCAUUGGAUUGUCUGCUCUGGCAUUCAAACCUGCAGAAUCAAAUGCCCCGUUAGUAGACCUAUUGCAGUCUCUUGGUGCAGUAGUGAUCGCCAAGACAAACAUACCCCAAACACUCGGAACCUUGGACAGCUGCAACCACCUUUUCGGCCGCACGCUGAACCCCCUCAACCGGCAAUGGACUGCAGGUGGCAGUACCGGCGGCGAGGGGGCCUUGAUCGCCAUGCGCGGGUCCAUGGUCGGCUUUGGCACGGAUAUCGGUGGUAGCAUCCGUAUCCCAGCUAUGUGCCAGGGUAUCUACGGUUUCAAGCCGAGUACUGGACGCGUGCCAUAUGGAGGCCAACAGAGCGGUCAGAUUGAAGGUAAGGGCCGGAUGGGGUUGCAAGCAGUAGCCGGUCCAUUAGCUCGAUCUGUUGCGGAUAUAAAUGCCGUCAUGGCGGAGAUCGUGCCUCGUGCCGAGCUGUUCGGGGCAGAUUGCAUUCCGGGCUCCUGGCCGUCACAGUCGGUACCGGUUGCUCUGACUCCGCGAAACUUCACUAUUGGUAUUCUCAAGACCGAUGGCCUCGUCACGCCUCUGCCCCCGAUUACCCGCAUUUUGAACGAGGUAGCCAACAAGCUCCGCCGUACCCCCGGUGUCGAGGUCAUUGAUAUUCCCGUUCCCUCAGCCCUAUCUAAAUGCCAAGCCCUCGCUGGUCGACUGAUGGGCAUCGAUGACGGGUCCCAUAUGCUCGAUCUCAUCGAGAGCAUGGGCGAGGAGCUUAUUCCUUGGCUACAGGGCCGUAUGAAGCGCGGCAAGGCUUUGACUGUAGUUCAACUGGCAAAUCUGCAGGCUCAGCGUGCCGAAAUUGAGGAGGAGAUGAUGAAGAUGUGGACAUUGACUUCACAGGCUUCCUCUGUCACCCGACGCAUUGACGCCAUAAUUUGCCCUGUAGCGCCUCAUCCGGUCCCAGAACUCGACCGUUACAAUGCCGUUGGGUACACCUCGAGCUUUGUGCUGCUAGACUACCCGGCUAGCUCGGUUCCUGUCCGCUCAUUCACAGAAUCUGAUCUUGAGAUUGGUCGGGAGAUGGAUACACCUGUGUUGGGAAGUUGGGAUAAGGCUAAUCGGCAGCUGUGGGACGAGAAGACAGUUGACCGUCGGGUGUACCUCGGGUCACCUCUCAGUGUGCAGGUUGUCACUCCUAAACAGCACGAUUAUCAGCUAUUCCAGGCCAUGGAAAUUGUUGAUCGGGCUGUGCAUGGCCGGGGCUCAACUGCGAAGCUGUAG
Molecule: messenger RNA, 1752 nt
Organism: Penicillium griseofulvum
Lineage: Eukaryota; Fungi; Ascomycota; Eurotiomycetes; Eurotiales; Aspergillaceae
Product: putative general amidase
Exons: 3
Coding region: 1-1752 (583 amino acids)
Source: RefSeq, a predicted model, not a curated record